AUGGAUGCUGAGAAAAGGUUCAAGUCAUUGAUUCUGUUCAUUCUCUUCUUCUUCCCAUUUUGCACGUCCCUUGUCACCUUGAAACCAAACCAAUCCAUCAAGGGUGGCCAAUAUUUGAUGUCCAAAGAAAAGAACUUUGCCUUUGGCUUCUUCAACCCGGGCAACUCUAGCUAUCGGUAUCUGGGUAUUUGGUAUUUUAAAGUGACAGUAAAAACUGUGGUGUGGGUUGCAAACAGGAACAAUCCUAUCAAUGGCUCCUCUGGAGUUCUCUCAAUCAACCAGUAUGGAAACCUUGUCCUCCGCGACGGUUCUAACCAUCUUCUAUGGACUACAAAUGUUUCUGUACAAGGGACAACCUCCACCGUAGCUCAGCUCCAAGAUUCAGGAAACCUUGUAUUGGUCCAGGACAAUAACAAGAACGUGCUAUGGCAAAGCUUUGACUAUCCUACAGAUACUUUGCUUCCAGUUAAAGACAUGAAGCUUGGGUUGAAUCAGAGAACAGGGAUGCACUGGUUCUUAACAUCUUGGAAGUCACAAGAUGACCCUGGAGCUGGGGACUACGUCUAUAAGCUAGAUCCUGAUCACUCUCCACAGUUCUUCUUGUAUAAGGGUUCGACUCCAUUAUGGCGGACUAGUCCAUGGCCAUGGAUCUCAUCAGCAGCAGAAACAACCUCGCCUGAUGUUAAAACCAAUUUUGUUUACAAUCAAGAUGAGAUAUCUUAUUCCUACUUUCUUGAUGACCCUUCAGUCAUUGCAAGAGUAGUGGUGGACAGCUCUGGAUUGUUCCAGCUACUUAUGUGGAAUGACGGUGAUCAUCAAUGGAAGGAACUCUGGUCAGCGCCUAGAUACCGGUGUGACAAGUAUGGGCACUGUGGUAAGAAUAGUAUAUGCAGUGCUGAGUAUGACUAUAGUGAUAGGUUCGAGUGUUCGUGUUUGCCAGGGUAUGAAACCAAGUCUCCGAGGGAUUGGAGUCUCAGAAAUGGUUCUGAGGGGUGUGUGAGGCAGCAGCCGGGGUUGUCGAUGUGUAGGAAUGGGGAAGGGUUUGUGAACGUGGGGUGUGUGAAGAUUCCUGAUUCACCAGAUGCAUCUCAGCUCGACACGAGUAUGAGUGGUGAAGAGUGCGGAAAGGGGUGCUUGAGGAAUUGUUCUUGCUUGGCUUUUAUCACCUUAGAUAUUGAUAGGAAGGGGAUUGGUUGCUGGACAUGGUAUGGUGAAUUGGUGGACAUCACAGGGUAUACAAAUGGAGGGUUUGAUCUAAAUGUUCGUGUAAAUGCGAGUGAAUUAGCUAAGACUACAAAGAAGUCCGAAGUUUCUCUUGGCAAAAAGGGGGAGCGGGCUAUUGCAGUAUCAUCUGCUGCAGUAGCAUUGUUUCUAUUAUCCUUACUAGCCUAUAUGUGCCUAAUGAAGAAGAGGAAAGCAAAAGCCUCUUUGCAGGAGAAUGAACUUGGAGAUGGUAGUGGACAUCCUGAGUUACUGCUUUUUGAUCUAAGAUGUUUGGUGGAAGCCACUGACAAUUUCUCUCCAACCAACAAACUUGGGGAAGGUGGUUUUGGCUCUGUUUUUAAGGGUCGAUUUUCUAAUGGACAACAGAUAGCUGUAAAAAGGCUGUCCAAAAGUUCAGGACAAGGAAUAGGAGAAUUCAAAACUGAAGUACUGCUGAUUUCAAAACUUCAACAUAGGAAUCUUGUCAAAAUUUUAGGUUGUUGCAUUCAAGGAGAAGAAAAGAUGCUGAUUUACGAGUACAUGCUCAACAAAAGCUUGGACUUCUUUAUCUUUGAUGAUACAAGAAGUUCAUCCCUCAAUUGGAGUAAACGCUUUGAAAUCAUCAUGGGGAUUGCACGCGGGGUUUUGUAUCUUCAUCAAGACUCAAGAUUAAGAAUAAUCCAUAGGGAUCUUAAAACAAGCAAUAUUCUCUUAGAUGCCGAGAUGAAUCCCAAAAUUUCAGAUUUCGGAGUUGCCCGUAUAUUUGACGGGGACCAAAUUCAAGAUAAGACAACCAGAAUUGUCGGAACAUAUGGUUAUAUGCCACCAGAGUAUGCAGUAUUUGGGAAGUUUUCAACAAAAACAGAUAUCUUUAGUUUCGGUGUCAUAUUAUUAGAGAUUGUAAGUGGCAAGAAAAACAACGGCUCGUAUCAGAAACAUCCUUCCCUAACGUUGAUUGGGCAUGUAUGGGAGCUGUGGAGAGAAGACAGAGCCCUGGACAUAGCUGAUUCAACAAUAAAUGAGUCAUGUGUUUCCCAUGAAGUCUUGAGAUGCAUUCAAGUUGGGCUCCUAUGUGUGCAAGAAGAUGUAAUGGAUAGACCAACUAUGUCGGCAGUUCUUCUCAUGCUGAGUAGUGAAGCAGCUGCUCUUCCUUCUCCUAAACAACCUGCUUUCAUUUUCAGAAGAGCUUCCAGUGAUUUGGAUUCAGUCGAAGGUGGAGGACUUUAUUCUGUAAACGAGGUGACAAUAACUAAUGUUGAAGCUCGCAUGUUGAAGUCUUUGAUUCUAGUCGUUCUUUUCUUCUUCCCAUUUUGCACGUCGAUUGACACCUUAACACUAAACCAAUCCAUCAAAGAUGGGCCGGACGGCCAAUCUUUGGUGUCAAAAGAAGAGAAUUUUGCAUUAGGCUUCUUCAGCCCCGGCAACUCUAGCUAUCGGUAUCUGGGUAUUUGGUAUGUUAAAGUAACAGUAAAAACUGUGGUGUGGGUUGCAAACAGGAACAAUCCUAUCAAUGGUUCAUCCGGAGUUCUCUCAAUCAACCAGUACGGAAACCUUGUCCUCUACGACAGUUACAACCGUUCUCUAUGGUAUGCAAAUGUUUCUGUUCCAGCGACAACCUCCUCUGUAGCUCAGCUUCUAGAUUCAGGAAACCUGGUAAUCGUUCAGGAAGGCAACAACAGUGUGUUAUGGCAAAGCUCCGACGACCCUACAGAUACUUUGCUGCCACGCAUACAAUUUGGGUUGAAUCGGAGAACCGGGGUGGACACAAUUUUAACAUCUUGGAAAUCACAAGAUAACCCCGGAACAGGGGAUUGCCUCUAUCAGCUAAAUCCCAACGGCUCUCCACAGUUCUAUUUGUAUAAGGACUCGACCCUGCAUCGGCGGAGUUGGCCAUGGCCUUGGUGUUCAUCGGUAGAUACAAGAUCGGUUGAUUAUAAUAUCAACUUUGUUUACGAUCAAGAAGAGAUAUCUUACUCCUACUUUUUUGAUGACCCCUCGAUCAUUACGAGAAUGUUCCUGAACAACUCUGGAUCGAUCCAGCUACUUAGGUGGAAUGAUGGUGUUGGUCAAUGGAAUGAAGUCUGGUCAGCACCCAGACUCCGGUGUGAGAAGUAUGGACUAUGCGGUCCAUAUAGUAUAUGUAGUUCUGACAAUAUUAAUACUUUCGAGUGUUCAUGUUUGCCAGGAUAUGAACCCAAGAAUCAAAGAGAUUGGUAUCUCAGAAAUGGUUCUGAGGGGUGUGUGAGGAAUCGGACGGGGUUGUCGAUGUGCGGGAAUGGAGAAGGGUUUGUGAAGGUUGCAGGUUUGAAGGUUCCUGAUACAUCCUAUGCCGUUUGGGUUGGCAUGAGCAUGAGCAGCGCAGAGUGCGAGCAGGAGUGCUUGAGGAAUUGCAAUUGCACAGGUUAUGUCAGCGUGGAGCUUAAUAACACGGGGACUGGUUGCUUGGCAUAUCAUGGUGAAUUGAUGGACAGUACAGGGGAUGAAGAUGAAGGGUGGGAGCUAAAUGUUCGUGCUGAUGCGACUGAGAUAGCCAAGUAUAAAACGAACACCAAAGGUUUUCUUGCCAAGAACCGGAAGCUGGUUAUUGCAGUAUUAUCUGUUGCUGUGCUCUUGUUUCUGGGAUCUUUACUAGCCUGUAUAUGGUUACUGAGGAGGAGGAAAACUAAAGAGAAGAGAAACAUGAACACUCGAUCAUUUAAUUUUACUGGUACCACAAGCUCCUUAGAGGGAAAUCAGCUGGAGGCAAGUGAUAGACAUCCGGAUGCACUUGUUUUCGAUCUAAGCUCUAUAGUUGUUGCCACUGACAAUUUCUCUCCUACCAACAAACUUGGGGAAGGUGGUUUUGGCUCUGUUUUUAAGGGUCAACUAUCAAAUGGAAGACAGAUAGCAGUAAAAAGGUUCUCAAAAAGUUCAGGGCAAGGCAUAGAAGAAUUCAAGAAUGAAGUCAUGUUGAUUGCAAAACUUCAACACAGGAAUCUUGUCAAAAUUUUAGGCUGUUGCAUUGAGGGGGAAGAAAAGAUGCUGAUUUAUGAGUACAUGCCCAACAAAAGCUUGGACUUCUUUAUCUUUGAUCAUACAAGAAGUUCAUCCCUGAGUUGGAAGAAACGCUUUGAAAUCAUCAUUGAGAUUGCUCGUGGGAUUUUGUAUCUUCAUCAAGACUCAAGAUUAAGAAUUAUUCAUAGGGACCUCAAACCAAGCAACAUUCUAUUAGAUGCUGAGAUGCACCCCAAAAUUUCAGAUUUCGGCAUGGCUCGCAUAUUCAAGACAGACCAAAUUGGAGACAAGACAACUAGAGUUGUUGGAACAUAUGGUUACAUGUCACCCGAAUAUGCAGCAUUUGGGGAAUUCUCAACAAAAUCAGAUGUUUUUAGCUUCGGUGUCAUAUUAUUGGAGAUUGUAAGUGGCAAGAAAAAUAACCAUUCUUAUCAGGAGCAUCCUUCCCUGACAUUGAUAGGGCAUGUCUGGGAGCUAUGGAGAGAAGAUAAAGUGAUGGGUAUAGUUGAUUCAUGCAUAGAUAUUGAGUCAUAUGUUUCCCAUGAAGCAUUGAGAUGCAUACAAAUCGGGCUCUUGUGCGUGCAAGAAGAAGCAAUGGAUCGACCAACAAUGUCGGAAGUUGUUCUCAUGCUGAGUAGUGAAACAGCUCUUCCUUCUCCUAAACAACCUGCUUUCAUUUUCAAAAGAGCUUCCAAGGAUUUGGACUCAGUAGCAGAGGAAGGACCUCAUUCUGUAAAUGAGGUGACAAUAACUAAGGUUGAAGCUCGGUAAAUGUGAAACUGAAUUUCUUCUAUACAGAUUUGUGGGAGUAUCUAACAUUUCUGUUUC
Corylus avellana is the source of this 5025-nucleotide messenger RNA. Lineage: Eukaryota; Viridiplantae; Streptophyta; Magnoliopsida; Fagales; Betulaceae. The record is from RefSeq and is a predicted model, not a curated record.